Messenger RNA from Polyodon spathula (Mississippi paddlefish), 3255 nucleotides. RefSeq names its product transcription factor IIIB 90 kDa subunit-like. The record is from RefSeq and is a predicted model, not a curated record. Gene Ontology annotation, biological process: transcription preinitiation complex assembly; DNA-templated transcription initiation; transcription by RNA polymerase III. Gene Ontology annotation, molecular function: RNA polymerase III type 3 promoter sequence-specific DNA binding; RNA polymerase III general transcription initiation factor activity; TBP-class protein binding. The transcript is spliced from 19 exons. The coding region runs from base 340 to 2382 and encodes 680 amino acids. Gene Ontology annotation, cellular component: nucleus; transcription preinitiation complex; transcription factor TFIIIB complex. NCBI's taxonomy places the organism in Eukaryota, Metazoa, Chordata, Actinopteri, Acipenseriformes, Polyodontidae.
UGAUGAGAAGGUCCUGGUAUUCUGUGUUAGGUCCAUAUGAAUAGCAGAAAACGGGUUUCAUGUGUUACAGCUUUUGAUAAAGGAAUUACUGUGCAUUUAUUGAGAAACGUCUUCAAGGGAGUUUAGUAACAUUUAAAAUAAAUCUAUUACAACUAAUAUUUGGAAACACACAUAAACGGUACACUCGGUUAAGGCCUUCCACGGCUUUAAAGCCUGAGAGUUUCCUACUGAUAACACAGUAAUACUGUCAGUAACAGUAGGAGACAGUGCUGGUAUAGAUUUGGCGUGCCUGCACGGAGCCUGGUUCUCAGUGGCAGGGAGGUGUAGCAGCUUGUGAAGAUGAGUUCCCGGGUGUGUAAGAACUGUGGGGGCACAGACAUCGAUGUGGACCCGGCGCGAGGGGAUGCCGUGUGUACGGGCUGUGGCUCUGUGCUGGAGGAUAACAUCAUCGUCUCCGAGGUUCAGUUCGUGGAUAAUGGGGGCGGAGGAUCCUCAGCUGUGGGCCAGUUCAUCUCCUCGGAUUGUUCGGGAAAAGGGCCAGUGCUGGGAACAGGAUUUCAUACCAGUUUAGGGAAGGAAUCCCGAGCACAGACUUUACUGAAUGGGAAACGUCAAGUAAACCACCUGGGCCACCAGCUGCAGCUGAAUAAGCAUUGCCUGGAUACAGCCUUCAACUUCUUUAAAAUGGCGGUGAGCAAACAGCUGACUCGGGGCAGGAAGAUGAGUCACGUUAUUGCAGCCUGCCUCUACCUUGUCUGCAGAACAGAGGGGACACCUCAUAUGCUGCUUGAUCUGAGUGACCUUUUACAGGUGAAUGUGUACGUUUUGGGAAAAACAUUUCUUCUUUUGGCUAGAGAGCUCUGCAUUAAUGCUCCUGCAAUAGACCCAUGUCUCUAUAUCCCUCGCUUUGCACACAUGCUGGAGUUUGGUGAUAAGAACCACGAGGUGUCAAUGACUGCUCUGAGGUUAUUGCAGAGGAUGAAGAGAGAUUGGAUGCACACAGGACGCAGGCCAUCGGGACUCUGUGGAGCAGCCCUCCUUGUAGCCGCUAGGAUGCAUGAAUUUCGUCGCACUGUGAAAGAAAUUAUUCGAGUGGUCAAGGUUUGCGAGUCUACUCUAAGGAAAAGACUAACAGAAUUUGAAGAUACUCCAACAAGCAGCCUAACAAUUGACGAGUUCAUGAAAGUAGACUUGACAGAGGAAUGUGAUCCUCCGUCAUUCACAGCAGGACAGAACAAAGAGAAAUUCAAACAGCUCGAGCAAGAGUUAGCUAAGAAGCUUGAUGAAGUUGCAGUUGAAAUAACAUGCUACCAGGAUGAAAUAGAGACUGAACUGGAGAACAGUCGACCAAAGCUGAAAGGACCAUAUGCAUCUUACGCAGUGGAAGACUCUAUGAUGGACGACAGUAUCUCAGUUGCUUCUGGUGCUCCCGGGGAAGAGGAAUUGGAUGAUUUGGAAUUGGAGGUAGCAGCGAAUCACCUCAACAAUAAUUUUUAUUGCGAAAUUCUUGACGAAAAAGAGGAUGAUGAGGAGGAAAGGACAGCAACAGAAAAAGACAUGUCCCCUGUUAAACGUCUUCCCCUUGCCUCGUUACUGGGGCCGCUCCCUACAGCUGCCAGCCUUGGCCUUACAGACUCCAUUAAGGAAUGCAUAGCAGCCAAAAAGGAUGACGAAAAAAAUUCUGAAAAUGGGGAAUUGGAUCUGAAUGGAAUUGAUGACAGUGAAAUUGAGAGGUAUAUCUUAAAUGAAAAAGAAGUCAAAAUUAAAACACAGAUGUGGAUGAAAGAAAAUGCUGAUUACUUGAAGGAUCAGAAGGAAAAAGAGGAAAGGAUAGCAAAAGAAAAAGAACUUGGGAUCUAUAAGGAGCAAAAGCCUAAAAAGUCGUCUAAAAAGCGAGAGCCUAUCCGGGCUAGCACAGCAGGGGAGGCCAUUGAGAAGAUGCUGGAACAGAAGAAGAUCUCCAGUAAGAUUAAUUAUGAUGUGCUGCGGGACCUGAACAGCAAAGGAAGCAGCUCUCCGACGCAGGACGAGGAAGGCAGCGAGGAGGGCGGCAGUGCGAAGAAACUGUCAACCAGCAGAAAAUCAGCAAACAGCAGGAGCCUGUCUGCUCCUGUCAGCAACAUGGGGAAGAGGUUACGGCCAUUAAUUUCGACUCAACCCGCCAAGAAGCUUGCAUCUGAACAGGGAUUUGGCUCCACUUCUUCAUCUGAACCUUCAGACUCCUCCAAGCCUGUGGUGGUAGAAAGCGGCCCUGUCUUCUACAACAACGAGGAUGAUGCUGAGGAGGAAGAGGAGGAGGAGGAAGAGCCCUGCGUUAGUGCCAUGCUGCUCAUUGGAGGAAACGAUUAUGGCUGCGAUGUGGAUGACGACGAUGGAUAUUAGCAUCUAUUAGUUUACCGUGGACUGAUAAAAUAUGCCGCUGCCUGUCAAAAGGUGUAUCCUGACCUUUAAAGAAUAAGCACUGACAAGCUGAUGGGACCCUUCAUGUGAAACACAAUAGAUUUAUUGCCUUUCUGUGUUUUUAAGGUAAUUUUAUGAUUAUAUCACUUGGGACUUAAAAGGCAAAGACAAUUACCCUGAGGCUGCAUAUGAACGUUCCAUUGUAGUACUUGAAAUAAACUGUCUUGCUGAUGUUGAAUUAAAUGUCACAUCUCACAGUUCCCAAUGCAAAGGAAGUGUGUGCCUUGGGGAGAUCUUGCUAAAGUAAAAGUACAAACAGGCAUAAGACCCUAAUCAAAGCAUUAGCUUACCACCUGUAUGCAUACAGGUUUAAUCAGGAUAGGGACAAAAUAUAGCCAUGCCUAAUUAGUGUCCAUAAAUAAAAGCUUGGUUCGAAUGAGGUAAUUGGAAACCUGUUAUUGAAAACCUAUUGUAUGAUCUGUGAGUAAAUGUCUGUGGUAUGUAGGAUUUUACUUUUCUGAGUUAAAGAUCAGCGCUACGUGGAUUGGUGAUUCACAAGGACGAAGAAUCACAGUGUGCGCUGGGUUUUAUUAUUUGCAGGAGCUGCAGUGAAGGAAAGGAACAAUACAUUCAAGCACUGCAGGUCUUACCUGUAAAAGCUUUUGUCCCCUAAAAUGAUGUCGCAUAAUUCCUUUUUUUAUUUUAAGCCUUUGCAGGGAAUUUAUUUGUGUGAUGUAGCGAAACAUGAUUUAUAAAUGAAGGUUCCAUCUGUUUAGUUAUUUGGGAAAUAUAACAGCCUUGUAUCAGAUGAGUAAAAGAAAAGCUCUUUAUGAGGAUGGAGUGUAGUGUGGUUUU